AAGAGGAUCUGAUGAGAAUACUGUACAGCGAAUGAGGAUUCUUCCGGAGAGGAACGGAGCGGCGCUUGUAUGUGUUUUUCUUCAAUGACAGGAGUAAUCCGGCUGAGUUUGAGGGUCUGAAGGCAGGAGACACGUGCUGGAGGAGUUUCUCGGCGUACGUCGGCAUCUAGCAUUUUUACGGACCAUGGGGUUGGCGGUGCGCAAAAACCGGCUCCUUUUGCACCAGCAGAACUGCUGUAGUGGCAGGGCUCAUGACGUUUCUCUGUGGAUAUGGAUUUUUUGUUGGUGCGUGACGCUCAUCAGGGGACAAAGCUACAACCCCACCGUGAACACGCAGUAUGGGAAAUUACGGGGCGCGCGGGUCCCGCUGCCCAGCGAGAUCCUGGGACCGGUGGACCAGUACCUGGGCGUGCCGUAUGCCGCCCCGCCGAUGGGGGAGAAACGCUUCCUUCCCCCUGAGCCGCCCCUGUCUUGGUCGGGGAUCAAGAACGCCACUCAUUUCGCACCGGUGUGCCCGCAAAACAUUCACAACGCCGUUCCGGAGAUCAUGAUGCCAAUCUGGUUCACCUUUAACUUGGAUAUAGUUGCCACUUACAUACAAGAUCAAAACGAGGAUUGUUUGUAUCUAAACAUCUAUGUUCCAACGGAGGAUGUCAAAAGAAUAUCCAAGGAAUGUGCCAGAAAACCCAACAAGAAAAUAUGUAGAAAAGGAGGAAACCAUUCCAAAAAACAGGGCGAGGAUUUAUCAGAUAACGACGGUGAUGAAGAUGAAGACAUACGAGACACUGGAGCCAAGCCUGUGAUGGUGUACAUCCAUGGAGGAUCGUACAUGGAGGGCACCGGAAACAUGAUUGACGCAAGCGUGCUGGCCAGUUACGGGAACGUCAUCGUUAUCACGCUCAACUUUCGAGUCGGCGUCCUAGGGUUCCUCAGCACAGGAGACCAGGCUGCUAAAGGGAAUUAUGGCCUUUUGGAUCAGAUCCAGGCUCUGCGCUGGAUAAGCGAGAACAUUGGCUAUUUCGGCGGUGAUUCCAACCGCAUCACUGUUUUUGGAUCAGGAAUCGGUGCCUCUUGUGUGAGCCUUCUGACCCUGUCCCACCAUUCUGAAG
Molecule: messenger RNA, 1109 nt
Organism: Sinocyclocheilus grahami
Lineage: Eukaryota; Metazoa; Chordata; Actinopteri; Cypriniformes; Cyprinidae
Product: neuroligin-3-like
Exons: 5
Source: RefSeq, a predicted model, not a curated record